AAGCAUUACACAGUGGUCUGAUUUCUUUAAUCAGCCCCUGGGGUAGAUCCCAGCCCCUGGUGUAGGUCCCUUUGCUGGAAAAGGAAGAGGGAGUGGUCGGACCACUCUGAGGAGGAGCCAGAGAAGGAGCUCGCCCCUGAGCCUGAGGAGACCUGGGUGGCGGAGACGCUGUGUGGCCUCAAGAUGAAGCUGAAGCGACGGCGAGUGUCGUCCGUGCUCCCCGAGCACCACGAGGCCUUCAACAGGCUGCUUGAGGAUCCUGUCAUUAAAAGAUUCCUGGCCUGGGACAAAGAUCUGAGGGUGUCGGACAAGUAUCUCCUGGCUAUGGUCAUAGCGUAUUUUAGCCGGGCCGGCCUCUUCUCCUGGCAAUACCAACGCAUUCAUUUCUUCCUGGCUCUGUGAGUGGUUUGCGUCCUCCUAUCCGUCAAUAUCCAAUGCCCUGGGACAGCGGGGGAAGUGGGAUUCCAGCCUGUCAUUUAUCCUUUCACCUAUUUGUCCUCUUUACUCUGUGUACAAAAAAG
This is a messenger RNA of Piliocolobus tephrosceles (Ugandan red Colobus), 521 nucleotides long. RefSeq names its product putative speedy protein-like protein 3. The annotation marks the transcript as partial. The record is from RefSeq and is a predicted model, not a curated record. Gene Ontology annotation, biological process: positive regulation of cyclin-dependent protein serine/threonine kinase activity. Gene Ontology annotation, molecular function: protein kinase binding. The transcript has 3 exons. Lineage: Eukaryota; Metazoa; Chordata; Mammalia; Primates; Cercopithecidae.